Molecule: messenger RNA, 10496 nt
Organism: Effrenium voratum
Lineage: Eukaryota; Dinophyceae; Suessiales; Symbiodiniaceae
Source: the annotation of a GenBank genome assembly
AUGGGUGGCCUGCCCCCGAGCUUGCCCUUCCACUGCGCUGUGUUGGAGUCUGCGGACGCCUGCGGCGGCCCCUCACCGGCGCUGCUGCACUCCCUCCGAGAGCAGGGCUGCAAGCUGAUUCUGGCGCAGGUGGAGGAGAACGAUGACGGGGAGGAAGAAGAGGUCUUGGAGGUGGACCGGAGCCCCACGGAGUGGAGCAAUCCCAACGACUACAGCCCCUACAGCCCCCUGAAGCGCCAGAGCACGCCCCGGGCCUACCGCCCCAAGGCGCUGAACAGGGAGUGGUUUGACGCGGUCUUUGACAAGGUGCUGUCCAUCACCGGGGAGGAGGGCCGGGGCAACAGCCCGCUGGAGCGCUUCUUCGCCGACGAGGGCCUUCCGGCGGCCCAGGCGGUGUGCUUCGCCUGCACCGACGCAGGCUCCAAGGCCUUCGGCGCGGUGGACGCGGGCCUGGUGCUGGCGCCCUGCCACGACCAGGUGUGGCGGCGCAGCGGGGAGCACGUGGAGCUGCCGGGCGCGGACUGCGCGCUGAGCCAAAGCCCCACGGCGCGGCAGCUGGCGUGGCUCCACGAGGUCUUCACCCAGAAGCUCUGGUGCUGCUGCAUGUGGCUCGCGCCGGCGCAUGGGGAGCUGCGCCACAGCACGGGUUUGCCCCCGGAUGGGCCCAGCGGCUACGAGCGCGCCACCAUCACCAGCGUGGCCAGCGGCACGCUGCAGGCAUUGGGGCAUCCGCCCUGGGCGUCUAAGUGGGAGCAAUGGGAGAAUGAGGCAGCGGAGAAGGAGAAGGAGAAGGAGAAGGCUGCGGAGAAGGAAAAGGAGAAGGAGAAGGCAGUGGAGAAGGAAAAGGAGAAGGAGAAGGUCUACCCCUGCAUGGCGCAGCUCGGUGAAGAGCUCUGCGCGUGCCCGGACUGGACGCCCCUGGAGCCCCGGUUCCGAUCCAGGGGCAACCUGCAGGAGCUGGUGGACCUAUCCAAGGUGGUGCUCUACUGCCACUCCCUGGAUGUCGGCUUGGCCAAAGUCCAUCACCUCAUAGAGGCGAAGGACGACCGGGGCCACGUGGUGCGCGUCAGCAGCAGCCGCUUGUGCAGCUUGUGCCGCGAGGGCAUCGCCACGACGGAGAUGUCUGUGACGUUGAUGGCCUGCAGCCACCACGAUCUCAAGGAGUGGCCGGACAUUUGCAUCCGCUCCAGCCUGGAUUGCCGCCACAUGCCAAAGAACUUCUCCCUGUACGGCAAGCCCAAAGUGGAGGUCAGCGCGGGCAACGUGCGGCUCCAGGCUGCCUACCAGGAUGAGCAGGGCCAGAUCUUGCUGGUCCGCGCCUGGCACCGGGUCUGCAAAGACGACGGCCGGGGGGACGUGGAGCUGAGCGUCAGCUGCGACACAGGUGUGUCGCCCGUCCACGCGAUGAAGGCCAGCAAGUACUGGGGAAAGCUGCGGAAUGAUUCCUGCGAGGUGGACAUCAUUUUCACCAACCCUCGACGAGGAACGCGCUAUACUGUUGAGAAGGUGGUGUCCGUCAUUGCCAACAGCGGCCGGCGCGGGGCCCGGACGGGUGGCCGGGGUGAUGUCGGGUCGACAGAUGCCAUGGCUCAACGGAGGACAGCCUUCUACUUGGCCCUUGCGCAGCUUCUGAGCUUCGGAGAUGCCUGGAGGGACACCUACCCCUUGGAGGACCACGAGGGGAUGCCCGAAGUGCCGGAAAGAUCAGAUAGGAACCCUUCGGAGAAAGGCGCCUCUGUGCUCGAGCUGCGCGAGGAGCGCGCCGAGACCCGCGCUCAGGAGCGCACCCAGGCGGCGCGAGCCAUGCACAAGGAGUUCAGGGCCUACUUGGGACGUUCGUGGCAGCAGGACUGGCGCCGCUCGACGCAUUCCACGCAUACCACGCAUUCCGCCUCGAGCUUGGGCGGUUUGUCGCGGUCGCGCAGGGGCGAGUUCAGGCUCCUGGCGCAGCUUUUGGAGGGCCUCACCGGUUUUGCCGAGGAGGCGCCGGACGAGUUUCCGAGCUACGAGAAGGAGCUGCAGAUGAACACGGAGCUGAAAGCUAGCGUGGCAGCCCUGCACAAGUUCUUCAACAUCUCCGUGAAGGCAGCUGGAUUCGAUGGAGGGGAGGAAGCAAGGCAGCAGGAAGACGUAUCUCACGUGCUGAAGUCCGAGGUAAUUGAAGCAGAGGGGGGCUUGGUCAACCCAUUCCCCACAUCCAACUACACCAUUCGAGGCAUAUCCGCAAAGGGCCGCCGCGGCAAGAAAGAACAGCCGCUCUUCAGAAGAUUGCCGCCCUCGACUGCGGAAGAACCUGCGCGCACAAAUUCUGAAGAGGAACCGGCGUAUGCAAAUACCACGGUCGCUUCACCAGAGGAGGUUGCAGAGUCGAAAGGCGAGGGCGAGGAGGAGGCAGCAAAGGUGUCAGUGCACGUUGGCCCCCCAGUAGUCUCUAGGCAGACUGCAGUACCCGCCGGCUUGCCAAAGGUUCCAGGGUCAACCCCCAGCAGCAAAGACAAUACCCUAACGCAUGAGCAUCAAACUCUGACAGCAACAUCUGAAGAGGAACCGGAGUAUGCAAACACCACGGUUGCUUCACCAGAGGAGGUUGCAGAGUCGAAAGGCGAGGGCGAGGAGGAGGCAGCAAGGGUGUCAGUGCACGUUGGCCCCCCAGUAGUCUCUAGGCAGACUGCAGAGCCCGCCAGCUUGCCAAAGGUUCCAGGGUCAACCCCCAGCAGCAAAGACAAUACCCUUACGCAUAAGCAUCAAACUCUGACAGCAACUUCUGAAGAGGAACCGGAGUAUGCAAACACCACGGUUGCUUCGCCAGAGGAGGUUGCAGAGUCGAAAGGCGAGGGCGAGGAGGAGGCAGCAAAGGUGUCAGUGCACGUUGGCCCCCUGGUAGUCUCUAGGCAGACUGCACAGCCCGCCGGCUUGCCAAAGGUUCCAGGGCCAACCCCCAGCAGCAAAGACGAUACCCUGACUCAUGAGCAUCAAACCCUGACAGCAACUUCUGAAGAGGAACCGGUGUAUGCACAUGGCGAGAGCGAGGAGGAGGCAGCAAAGGUGUCAGUGCACGUUGGCCCCCCAGUAGUCUCUAGGCAGACUGCAGUACCCGCCGGCUUGCCAAAGGUUCCAGGGUCAACCCCCAGCAGCAAAGACAAUACCCUAACGCAUGAGCAUCAAACUCUGACAGCAACAUCUGAAGAGGAACCGGAGUAUGCAAACACCACGGUUGCUUCGCCAGAGGAGGUUGCAGAGUCGAAAGGCGAGGGCGAGGAGGAGGCAGCAAAGGUGUCAGUGCACGUUGGCCCCCCAGUAGUCUCUAGGCAGACUGCAGAACCCGCCGGCUUGCCAAAGGUUCCAGGGUCAACCCCCGGCAGCAACGACAAUACCCUUACGCCCGAGCAUGGAACUCUGACAGCAACAUCCGAAGAGGAACCGGUGUAUGCAAAUACAACGGUUGCUUCGCCGGAGGAGGUUGCAGAGUCGAAAGGCGAGGGCGAGGAGGAGGCAGCAAAGGUGUCAGUGCACGUUGGCCCCCCAGUAGUCUCUAGGCAGGCUGCAGAACCUGCCGGCUUGCCAAAGGUUCCAGGGCCAACCCCCAGCAGCAAAGACGAUACCCUGACUCAUGAGCAUCAAACCCUGACAGCAACUUCUGGAGAGGAACCGGUGUAUGCACAUGGCGAGGGCGAGGAGGAGGCAGCAAAGGUGUCAGUGCACGUUGGCCCCCCAGUAGUCUCUAGGCAGACUGCAGAACCCGCCGGCUUGCCAAAGGUUCCAGGGUCAACCCCCAGCAGCAAAGACAAUACCCUUACGCAUAAGCAUCAAACUCUGACAGCAACUUCUGAAGAGGAACCGGAGUAUGCAAACACCACGGUUGCUUCGCCAGAGGAGGUUGCAGAGUCGAAAGGCGAGGGCGAGGAGGAGGCAGCAAAGGUGUCAGUGCACGUUGGCCCCCUGGUAGUCUCUAGGCAGACUGCAGAACCCGCCGGCUUGCCAAAGGUUCCAGGGCCAACCCCCAGCAGCAAAGACAAUACCCUUACGCCUGAGCAUGGAACUCUGACAGCAACUUCUGAAGAGGAAGCGGUGUAUGCAACUACCACGGUUGCUUCGCCAGAGGAGGUUGCGGAGUCGCAAGGCGAGGGCGAGGAGGAGGCAGCAAAGGUGUCAGUGAACGUGAGCAGCCCAGCAGCGACCAGGCAGACUGCAGAACCCGCCGGCUUGCCAACGGUUCCAGGGUCAACCCCCAGCAGCAAAGACAAUACCCUUACGCGUGAGCAUGGAACUUCGUCAGAAACUUCUGAAGAGGAACCGGUGUAUGCAACUACCACGGUCUCUUCACCAGAGGAAGUUGCGGACUCGCAAGGCGAGGGCGAGGAGGAGGAGGCAGCAAAGGUGUCGGUGAACGUUAGCAGCCCAGCAGCGACCAGGCAGACUGCAGUUCCAGGGUCAACCCCCCGCAGCAAAGACAAUACCCUUACGCCUGAGCAUGGAACUCUGACAGCAACUUCUGAAGAGGAACCGGUGUAUGCAACUACCACGGCCGCUUCACCAGAGGAAGUUGCGGAAUCGCAAGGCGAGGGCGAGGAGGAGGCAGCAAAGGUGUCAGUGAACGUUAGCAGCCCAGCAGCGACAAGGCAGACUGCAGAGCCCGCCGGCUUGCCAAAGGUUCCAGGGUCAACCCCCAGCAGCAAAGACAAUACCCUUACGCCUGAGCAUGGAACUCUGACAGCAACUUCUGAAGAGGAACCGGUGUAUGCAACUACCACGGUCGCUUCACCAGAGGAAGUUGCGGAGUCGCAAGGCGAGGGCGAGGAGGAGGCAGCAAGGGUGUCAGUGCACGUUGGCCCCCCAGUAGUCUCUAGGCAGACUGCAGAGCCCGCCAGCUUGCCAAAGGUUCCAGGGUCAACCCCCAGCAGCAAAGACAAUACCCUUACGCAUAAGCAUCAAACUCUGACAGCAACUUCUGAAGAGGAACCGGAGUAUGCAAACACCACGGUUGCUUCGCCAGAGGAGGUUGCAGAGUCGAAAGGCGAGGGCGAGGAGGAGGCAGCAAAGGUGUCAGUGCACGUUGGCCCCCUGGUAGUCUCUAGGCAGACUGCACAGCCCGCCGGCUUGCCAAAGGUUCCAGGGCCAACCCCCAGCAGCAAAGACGAUACCCUGACUCAUGAGCAUCAAACCCUGACAGCAACUUCUGAAGAGGAACCGGUGUAUGCACAUGGCGAGAGCGAGGAGGAGGCAGCAAAGGUGUCAGUGCACGUUGGCCCCCCAGUAGUCUCUAGGCAGACUGCAGUACCCGCCGGCUUGCCAAAGGUUCCAGGGUCAACCCCCAGCAGCAAAGACAAUACCCUAACGCAUGAGCAUCAAACUCUGACAGCAACAUCUGAAGAGGAACCGGUGUAUGCAACUACCACGGUUGCUUCACCAGAGGAAGUUGCGGAGUCGCAAGGCGAGGGCGAGGAGGAGGCAGCAAAGGUGUCAGUGAACGUUAGCAGCCCAGCAGCGACCAAGCAGACUGCAGAGCCCGCCGGCUUGCCAAAGGUUCCAGGGUCAACCCCCAGCAGCAAAGACAAUACCCUUACGCCUGGGCAUGGAACUCUGACAGCAACUUCUGAAGAGGAACCGGUGUAUGCAACUACCACGGUCGCUUCACCAGGGAAAGUUGCGGAGUCGCAAGGUGAGGGCGAGGAGGAGGCAGCAAAGGUGUCAGUGAGCGUUGGCCGCCCAGCAGCGACCAAGCAGACUGCAGAGCCCGCCGGCUCCGGCUCCAGCAGCGAAUCCAAUACUCUUACGCCUGAACAUAGAGCUGUGACAGAGACUUCUGAAGAGGGGCCAGUUCCUUCUCUUCAGGGCAAUGUGCAGGAAAAGACCACUAAGACAACUGAGGAGGAGACAUCAGGUUCGUCAGAGGUUCGCAGAAGUGCGACGGGCAACUCGCCCAAGUCACCGCAGACAGGCAAAAAGCCCAAGACCAGCACCAAGGAACGCAGCACGCAGACCAGCAAGACUGGGUCCGAACCUGACAGCACUGGAAGCGAGGAGACCAGUGAGACAACUGAGGAGGAGACGACAGGUUCAUCACCCAAGUCACGGAAGGCAAGCAAAGCACUCACCAGCAGCAAGACUGGGUCCGAACCUGAACGCACUGGAAGCGAGGAGGCCACUGAGACAACUGAGGAGGAGACGUCAGGUUCAUCAGAGGUCAGCAGCCGUGCGACGGGCAGCUCACCCAAGUCACCGCAGACAGGCAAAAAGCCCAAGACUAGCAGGAAGGAACACAACACGCAGACCAGCAAGACUGGGUCCGAACCUGAAAGCACUGGAAGCGAGGAGACCAGUGAGACAACUGAGGAGGAGACGACAGGUUCAUCACCCAAGUCACGGAAGGCAAGCAAAGCACUCAAGGGCAGCACCAGCAGCAAGACUGGGUCCGAACCUGAACGCACUGGAAGCGAGGAGACCAGUGAGACAACUGAGGAGGAGGAGACGUCAGGUUCAUCACCCAAGUCACGGAAGGCAAGCAAAGCACUCAAGGACAGCACCAGCAGCAAGACUGGGUCCGAACCUGAACGCACUGGAAGCGAGGAGACCACUGAGACAACCGAGGAGGAGACAACAGGUUCAUCACCCCAGUCACGGAAGGCAAGCAAAGCACUCAAGGGCAGCACCAGCAGCAAGACUGGGUCCGAACCUGAAAGCACUGGAAGCGAGAAGACCACUGAGACAACUGAGGAGGAGACGUCAGGUUCAUCAGAGGUCAGCAGCCGUGCGACGGGCAGCUCACCCAAGUCACCGCAGGCAGGCAAAACACCCAAGACCAGCACCAAGGAACGCAGCACGCAGACCAGCAAGACUGGGUCCGAACCUGACAGCACUGGAAGCGAGGAGACCAGUGAGACAACUGAGGAGGAGACGACAGGUUCAUCACCCAAGUCACGGAAGGCAAGCAAAGCACUCAAGGGCAGCACCAGUAGCAAGACUGGAUCCGAACCUGAACGCACUGGAAGCGAGGAGACCACUGAGACAACCGAGGAGGAGACAUCAGGUUCGUCACAGGUCAGCAGCCGUGCGACGGGCAGCUCACCCAAGUCACCGCAGACAGGCAAAAAGCCCAAGACCAGCAGGAAGGAACACAACACGCAGACCAGCAAGACUGGGUCCGAACCUGAAAGCACUGGAAGCGAGGAGACCAGUGAGACAACUGAGGAGGAGACAACAGGUUCAUCACCCAAGUCACGGAAGGCAAGCAAAGCACUCAAGGACAGCACCAGCAGCAAGACUGGAUCCGAACCUGAACGCACUGGAAGCGAGGAGACCACUGAGACAACCGAGGAGGAGACAUCAGGUUCGUCACAGGUCAGCAGCCGUGCGACGGGCAGCUCACCCAAGUCACCUCAGACAGGCAAAAAGCCCAAGACCAGCAGGAAGGAACACAACACGCAGACCAGCAAGACUGGGUCCGAACCUGAAAGCACUGGAAGCGAGGAGACCAGUGAGAAACCUGAGGAGGAGACGACAGGUUCAUCACCCAAGUCACGGAAGGCAAGCAAAGCACUCAAGGACAGCACCAGCAGCAAGACUGGGUCCGAACCUGACAGCACUGGAAGCGAGGAGACCACUGAGACAACUGAGGAGGAGACAACAGGUUCAUCACCCAAGUCACGGAAGGCAAGCAAAGCACUCAAGGACAGCAGGAGCAGCAAGACUGGGUCCGAACCUGAACGCGCUGGAAGCGAGGAGACCAGUGAGACAACUGAGGAGGAGACAACAGGUUCAUCACCCCAGUCACGGAAGGCAAGCAAAGCACUCAAGGGCAGCACCAACAGCAAGACUGGGUCCGAACCUGAACGCACUGGAAGCGAGGAGACCAGUGAGACAACUGAGGAGGAGACAACAGGUUCAUCACCCAAGUCACGGAAGGCAAGCAAAGCACUCAAGGGCAGCACCAACAGCAAGACUGGGUCCGAACCUGAACGCACUGGAAGCGAGGACACCAGUGAGACAGCUGAGGAGGAGACAACAGGUUCAUCACCCAAGUCACGGAAGGCAAGCAAAGCACUCAAGGGCAGCACCAACAGCAAGACUGGGUCCGAACCUGAACGCACUGGAAGCGAGGAGACCAGUGAGACAACUGAGGAGGAGACAACAGGCUUAUCACCCAAGUCACGGAAGGCAAGCAAAGCACUCAAGGACAGCACCAGCAGCAAGACUGGGUCCGAACCUGAAAGCACUGGAAGCGAGGAGACCACUGAGACAACUGAGGAGGAGUCGUCAGGUUCAUCACCCAAGUCACGGAAGGCAAGCCAAGCACUCAAGGGCAGCACCAGCAGCAAGACUGGGUCCGAACCUGAACGCACUGGAAGCGAGGAGACCAGUGAGACAACUGAGGAGGAGACAACAGGUUCAUUACCCAAGUCGCGGAAGGCAAGCAAAGCACUCAAGGGCAGCACGAGCAGCAAGACUGGGUCCGAACCUGAAAGCGAGGAGACCAGUGAGACAACCGAGGAGGAGACAACAGGUUCAUCACCCAAGUCACGGAAGGCAAGCAAAGCACUCAAGGACAGCACCAGCAGCAAGACUGGGUCCGAACCUGAAAGCACUGGAAGCGAGGAGACCAGUGAGACAACUGAGGAGGAGACAACAGGUUCAUCACCCCAGUCACGGAAGGCAAGCAAAGCACUCAAGGGCAGCACCAACAGCAAGACUGGGUCCGAACCUGAACGCACUGGAAGCGAGGAGACCAGUGAGACAACUGAGGAGGAGACAACAGGUUCAUCACCCAAGUCACGGAAGGCAAGCAAAGCACUCAAGGGCAGCACCAGCAGCAAGACUGGGUCCGAACCUGAACGCACUGGAAGCGAGGAGACCACUGAGACAACUGAGGAGGAGACGUCAGGUUCAUCAGAGGUCAGCAGCCGUGCGACGGGCAGCUCACCCAAGUCACCGCAGACAGGCAAAAAGCCCAAGACCAGCAGGAAGGAACACAACACGCAGACCAGCAAGACUGGGUCCGAACCUGAAAGCACUGGAAGCGAGGAGACCAGUGAGACAACUGAGGAGGAGACAACAGGUUCAUCACCCAAGUCGCGGAAGGCAAGCAAAGCACUCAAGGGCAGCACCAGCAGCAAGACUGGGUCCGAACCUGACAGCACUGGAAGCGAGGAGACCAGUGAGACAACUGAGGAGGAGACAACAGGUUCAUCACCCAAGUCACGGAAGGCAAGCAAAGCACUCAAGGGCAGCACCAGCAGCAAGACUGGGUCCGAACCUGAACGCACUGGAAGCGAGGAGACCAGUGAGACAACUGAGGAGGAGACAACAGGUUCAUCACCCCAGUCACGGAAGGCAAGCAAAGCACUCAAGGGCAGCACCAACAGCAAGACUGGGUCCGAACCUGAACGCACUGGAAGCGAGGAGACCAGUGAGACAACUGAGGAGGAGACAACAGGUUCAUCACCCAAGUCACGGAAGGCAAGCAAAGCACUCAAGGGCAGCACCAGCAGCAAGACUGGGUCCGAACCUGACAGCACUGGAAGCGAGGAGACCAGUGAGACAACUGAGGAGGAGACAACAGGUUCAUCACCCAAGUCACGGAAGGCAAGCAAAGCACUCAAGGGCAGCACCAGCAGCAAGACUGGGUCCGAACCUGACAGCACUGGAAGCGAGGAGACCAGUGAGACAACUGAGGAGGAGACAACAGGUUCAUCACCCCAGUCACGGAAGGCACGCAAAGCACUCAAGGGCAGCACCAGCAGCAAGACUGGGUCCGAACCUGACAGCAGUGGAAGCGAGGAGACCAGUGAGACAACUGAGGAGGAGACGACGGGUUCAUCAGAGGCUAGCAGCAGCGCAGCAGGGUCGAGCGUCGGCUCUGGCGGCAAGUUGCCUCACAACAUUCUCACUGUUUCUGCCAGUGGCCCGGAAAUUCUGCAGGACAGCUCGCGGCAGCACGCGGAAGCACCAAAUUCGACACAAACUAGCCGGCACCUGGUUCACUCGGCUGUCGGCAAGAAUGCGACGAACGCCACAAAUGCCACGAAUGCCACUUCCAGUGUCACGCCCAAUGCGACUGAGCCAAAGGCGGCAAAGGAAGACUGGGAGCUCGUGCGCAAAGUGGGCCAGACGGAGCAGCAGAUCCAAGGCAAAGCGGAUUUCACCGGCCCCGUGCCGCAUCCUCGAUACGCUGGCUUCAAGGAUCGGCAGCAUGGGCAGCGAAGUGCCCGCUGGCCACAGCGGACCUUGGAGCUGGAGACGGCCGAGGUUAGGGACUUGACACGUGCGAAGCGCACCGUCCAAAGUGAGGCUGAGGGCGAGAAGCACUUCUGGAACGCCUGAGCCGGUGAAUCCGCUCGUGCGUUGUGUGGAUCUUUGGGACAACUGUGGAGUUCUUGGCGCGGCUGGACGACUUGAACGUCCAAAUUCCGAGCAUGGAAGCCGUGCAAGGGGCCCAUGGGCUUUUUCUUGCGAAGCGCACUGGGGGAGACAUAGAAGAGUGGAGAGAGCUGGACGGAGAA